AUGGGAAUCUAUGCUGGCUCAGGCUGGCCUUGGUGGUCUCCAGUUUUCUCACCCGCUAUGCAAGCAAACGCGGUCUUCGCGGCUGCUGGAGGGCCCUUCCAAAAUCUGGUUCGGAGGCUUGAGGUCUUCAAGCAGAAGGUCGCUAUGCAAGAUGCCUUUCUACGAUCUGGUGUCAAGGAGAACCUAUCCAUGUCCAUCAAUCGCCUUGAGGUAGCACUACUUCAGCUGUACAAGCUUGCCGUCUUCAUCCGUGGGGAGCCUGGUGGUGAUGACAUGCAAAAGAUGAUGAUCCUUGAACAGUGCUCUCGAGCCUUUUCAGGCUCUCAAGCUGCCUCUCAGACUGGUUUCGAUCAGGUCAAUAGCAUCUAUACACAGGCCGCGUCUUUGCAUGCGGAAGAAUUCCUGCAGUUGCAGCGGGAAAUCGAGCGUGAGUUAGAGCAAACUAAGAUGGACUGGGAGAACGGCCGGCGUCAGUUGGAGCAAUAUCAACAUGAUGUUGAAAGAUGUUCCCGCCAGCUGGAGGAUGCUUCUAAUGCUCUCCGUCAAGCACACGACAACGUGCCUGACAUCGGCAACGACAUUGGGAAGGCGUUCUUUUUCUUGGGUCCGGCUUGGGGUGAGAUGGAGAAUAAUCAGCGGAGAGUUGAAGAAGCCAGAAACAGAGUGAAUGCUGAGCAGGAUCAACUUCAGAAUUCCCACCACGCUCUCAUGCAGGUUCUAAACCAACAGAACGAACUCAACACUAGGCGCGCCGCCAUUGAACAAGUGGCUCAACAGCUUCCUGUCCUACAAGCAACAGCUGAUGCGCUUAACACACAGUCCGCUGCACUCCUGGCUGGAUUCACUGAGCUCAGGGAGAAGGCAACACAACUCUGCCAGAUGGCACUUAUUGACGGUCGUGUUUGCGACGAGGUCGAGACCAUCACCACUGAGAUCUCCAGUGGAUACUCUGGUCAGGUACCAGGCAGUGUUGCCGACCUCUUGACUAAGGUUGGACAGUUUGCUAGGGAUGUAGCUCAGAAGAGUAUUUCUGGGUAA
Molecule: messenger RNA, 1038 nt
Organism: Fusarium proliferatum ET1
Lineage: Eukaryota; Fungi; Ascomycota; Sordariomycetes; Hypocreales; Nectriaceae
Exons: 4
Coding region: 1-1038 (345 amino acids)
Source: RefSeq, a predicted model, not a curated record